Rattus norvegicus (Norway rat) is the source of this 1585-nucleotide messenger RNA. RefSeq names its product nuclear receptor 2C2-associated protein (gene Nr2c2ap). The record is from RefSeq and is marked validated. Gene Ontology annotation, cellular component: nucleus; nucleoplasm. The coding region runs from base 304 to 702 and encodes 132 amino acids. NCBI's taxonomy places the organism in Eukaryota, Metazoa, Chordata, Mammalia, Rodentia, Muridae. The transcript has 4 exons.
GCACGCGGUUCCGGGUUCGCAGAUCUGCUGAGGGGCUGAGACUCGACUGGUUUAGGAAGUUGCUUUUGGCUCCCUCCGGUUCCCAGAUCGCCCGCCUUGUCACAUAGAGGUGACCGGGAGGCUGGUGGCUGGGUCAAGUUGGGAGUGGCAGCUCCGGGCUUCGAACUCGCGCUCCGCGCUGGGAAAGGCAUCGUCGAACCCAGAUGACCCAGUCUUUGGUUUGUCCCGAGACCGUGAGCAGGGUCAGUUCUGUGCUUAAUCGCAACAGCCGGCAAUUUGGAAAGAAACAUCUUUUUGACCAGGAUGAAGAGACGUGCUGGAACUCUGACCAGGGCCCCUGCCAGUGGGUGUCACUCGAGUUUCCCCAGCGUGUUCAGAUCACACAGCUGCAGGUGCAGUUCCAGGGUGGCUUCUCCAGUCGACACAGCCGCUUGGAAGUCCCCUUUCUCCACUGCAGGUUCACGUGAUGGGGAAGCCCUCAGCAAGAUUGUAGAUUUCUACCCUGAGGAUACCAAUGCCCUUCAAAUAUCCUGCUUGUCCUGUGGUGGGAGGGACCUGGUUUUCUACAAGCUUUGGGUCUUUGGGUGUGGUGGUACAGGCAUUGGGAAGGCUGGGGCAGAAGGAUUUAGAAUGCCUGGCCAGCCUGGUCACAUGACCAGACCCUGUCUCAAAAGAGUAAAAGCUUUGGCCUCCUACACUUGAGUAGGAACUCGGUGCUUUAGUGCCCUGGAGGUAGGAGCAGGAAGAUCAGGAGUUCAAGGUCGUCCUUGACUCCACAGUUGGAGGGAAAUCUGGGCUACCUAAGACCCCGUAUUUUUAAAAAAAAAAGAAAAAGAAGGUGCUGUUGCUUUCUUGCUGGGUGUGAGAGGCAUCAGGAGUCUGCAGUCACUGGCCCAUUGGGUGGUCUCUGGACUGGGAAGGUGGGGACUGAUGGGUCAGAGACAAAACCACCACUUCCUUGACUAAAAGAGGUCACACCUUCUCCAUCCCCACCAUGGAGGUGGACCGGCUGAAGUUGACUUUUGAGGAUACCACCGACUUUUUUGGCCGUGUAGUCAUCUACCACCUGCGGGUGCUGGGUGAGAAGGCAGGGUGAGAAGUAUCGGCGGUUACUUCCUCCAGGAAGCCCCACUGGGAGGCACCCAGAAGCCCUUCAAGUUCUGCACAGAUUUAUUGGUUCCUGUUGGGGAGGGCUCUUCCCACCACUGUCCAGGAGCUGCCUUCCAAGCCAGUUGUGGGCUGACUGGUUUGUCCCUGAGUGCCUGGGUUCCCAACAGGCUGUCUUCACUCCGGGUCCGCAGGCCCCAGGGUACCCUGGAACAGUUUGAGGAUGUGGCUCUCCAUCACCUGUUGCACUGUGGGAGGAGGUGGGGGGAGGUGUGAGCUGGGCACAGGGGCUGAAGAAGAUGCUCAGACUCAGGAGCCUCUCUGCUCUUGCUGGGCCGGGCUUGCAACCCUGAGAAUAGGUUGCUUUAAGGCAAGGUCUGCUGGUUUCCCUUCCACUUGCUGCUUCCCACUCACCCUCCGAAUCGUAGCUCUUCCUGCCUCCAGAACCAUGAGUCCAAGUAAAACAUUAAAAACAUCA